Molecule: messenger RNA, 4666 nt
Organism: Coregonus clupeaformis (lake whitefish)
Lineage: Eukaryota; Metazoa; Chordata; Actinopteri; Salmoniformes; Salmonidae
Product: rab11 family-interacting protein 1
Exons: 4
Coding region: 755-2938 (727 amino acids)
Biological process (GO): regulated exocytosis
Cellular component (GO): intracellular membrane-bounded organelle
Molecular function (GO): small GTPase binding
Source: RefSeq, a predicted model, not a curated record
AUUACCUCGACUAAUCUGUGCCCCUGCAGAUUGACUCUGUACCGGUACCCUCCGCAUUUAUUUUGAGCCUAUCUCUGGCCUUCACAGCUGGAUGGGGUCAUGCUGCAUGUCAGGCCGUAUCUCAUUAAGAGGGAAUGUUGUCCAGUGUCUACAUUCCUGCCAUUCCCCAUGUUUCUGCAAGGUUAUUUAACUCUGAGGGUUAAUCACAGUGACAUGUGAAAUUACAUGAGUUGGGACCAUGAUGGCAUUCACAACAAUGGUGGAAUCGGCUCUAUCAUGGGUAUAGCGAGCAUUAUAACAAAACAGUAGGCUGCAGUAACUUGUUUGUUGUAAUAUUGCAAAUGGACAUUGCAGUUUCACCAUUAAUGAUUCCAGCUUUAAGGCUCUUAAAAGCCUUGACAAACAUGAUCGUGGAUCAUCUGGCAUGUGAUGGGCCUGUUUGGCUGCUUUGCUGAUUGGUCUGCAGUGUGGAAUCUAGGUGUGUCUGAGUCUGGGUGGUAUGGUGCAGAACAGGUUGGGAGGGAUGAAGUGAGCUAACACUGGGGUGACUAAGUACAUUGGGACAGUCUGCUGGAGCAAACAAGGCUUUGUUUUUUCACUCAUCUAUUUCUGGAUUUAUUUUAAUCAUGCUUUCCUAAUGAUUAGUGGCGUCUCUGAAGCAGCCUGAAACACCUGACUCAGACUCCCAUAGGCAGCAAUCUCCGUCCCUUUCCUGCGCUGAAUCCAUUCUCGCGUCCCCUCUGAUUCUCCUGACAUGUUCUCCAACCUCCACUCCUCCCUUGCUCCCGCAAAGACGCGGAGGAGCACCUCCAAGUCCCCCUAUAGCAGCCCUGAGAACCUGGCUGCCAUAGGACCUUCCCCCAAUGGAUCUGACAAGAAGCGGCAAGCUCCUCUGUCCCCCAGCCCAAUGGAACCACAAAGCCAUGGAAAACCCAAUGCAGGCUCCAGAAGUGUUUCUGCUAAAUCUGCUGUUGCAAGUGGCUAUCCUGUUAAGGAGGUUGAGGGCAAAAUACCUCCUCUACCUCUUCCUGACUACGAUAGCCUGUUCCCACAGAAGAGACAUGGAGUACUAGGACAGACUCGAUGGGACCAUAUAAUUGCAGAGGUGAAUCAGAGACAGCAGGAAUAUGUGCCUCAGCUCAUUGGUAAAGAGAUGAGUGUGGAUGGCCCAGACCUCGACACACCAGUACCUCCACGCAAUGACAAAUAUUCCUACGUGCAGGAGAGGGCAGCAGAACCCGUACACCAGCAACAGACACAAGUUCAGGAAGUUCAAUCUACCUCUUUGAGGAGAGUGGGGCCCAACAGUUUUCCAGCACUCACUCCCCCUUCCAAACCAGUAGCUGCAGCCACCCCUAGACUAUUGAUGGACUCUAACACAAACCAAGGCCAGAGCACUAUACAGGCUAAUCCAUCUGAGUGGCCCAAUGCCUUCGUCUCCAAAGUCUUGGUCUCUACAAAACCUGUGGUUCAGAGCAGAGACAUGCAUCCUCCAGAGGUGUCACGGAGGGUAAGGAAGGUAAUCAACACAUCUGUUGCUACAGCCAGUGAUGGCAAACCUGUUCUCUCAACAGAAAAGCCUAGACCUACAUCACAAGCAGUUUCGGUGUCAAGUUCUACAGAUGAACCUAAAGGACUGCCAAACACUCCCAAAGAGAUCCCCACAGUCAAACCCAGACAAAGGUUAGUCCGCAAAGAGCCAGUGAGACCUGCAGAUCAUGAGCAGAUGUCAGCAGAGUCUACCACUGUAGAGAAGGAGAACAGAUCGGAGAGGAGAGCCUCAACCCUGGACAUCAUGGAACUGAGAAGGAGUAGUCCAGUGACUGAAAAGAACACUGAGGUGACUUCUGACAAUGAAAAGCAACUCUCGUUUGACUCUGCAGAAAACGACAUUGAGAAAAAAACACAGUUGGAACGCAUUAUGAAAGCGAAGUUUGCUGAACCUGACCCCUUCCCCAUUGCUGAUAUCCUGCCUAAAGACCAAUGGGCCCAACCAGAGCAAAGCGGAGAUUACUUGUUCACUAGAGGACCACAGAAAAACCGCAAGCUUAAAGAACAGGCAAUGACAACCAAUGACUUGGAUAAACUUUUCGCGCCAAACAAUCCAACAGAUCCCUUUGCCAGUUUUAAUGACUGUGACUCAGACGAACCUCCCGAGCAGGAAAAAACAGAAGAACAGAGUCCUGCUUUUCAAAGGGGAUUUUCCCAAAUUAAAAAGAAACGAGGAGCACCUCAGCCUCCAGCUAAUUCAAGUAAUAAAGCAGCGAUUGGAAAAAUUGAGCUGGAUAAAGAAGACCCUUCACCUAGAGAAGACAAGCUGAUCAGCUCAGCCACUACAACAGGAUGUGUAAAACUGCCGCCUCAAACUCAAAAUACUAGACAGAGUAAACUCUAUGGCAGAGAAGGGGUGGAAACUCAAGACAAGUGGGCAGCAGACCCUUUUACUUCCUCCUCCCCUGUACCUUCUGUCCUGACUUCUCCUAAGCCCCCCCAGUCCAUAGUGGGAGAGCCCACCCCACAGACAGGGGGAAAGACCCUGCUACGGGCCUUGGUCGCACCCUCUGAGGUGCAGCCACUCACUGUGCUGAGUAGCAAUGGUGGUGAGCCAGCCUCAACUCCACUCAGGCCUCACCCAGUGAAGCCCAUGAGCUCCAUAGAGAGCCAAGCUCCCAUCAGUACCCGGGUAGUGGGAGAGAUGUUGACUUAUGACCGCACCCUGGGGAAGAUGAAGGCACCAGGCAUGGUGGAGAGUGGGCCCUACACCCAGCUGACCCAGGAGGAGUUGAUUACCCUGGUGGUGAAGCAGCAGACGGAGCUCUCCAAGAAAGACUCCAAGAUCGUUGAGCUGGAGGAGUACAUAGACAACCUGCUGGUGCGUGUCAUCGAGGAGAAGCCCAGCAUCCUGCUGGGCCUCAACUCUGUCAAGCAGGCCCUGUAAUGUAUGAGGAGUGGACCAGGGAACUGUAAGAUGGAGGGAGAUAUUUAGGCUUCCACUCCAACAUCCCUUUUAGUUUGUGUGUGUGGUUUUCUAUUACUGUCACUGUGUAUUGGAUAAAGCAAUCUCUAUGAAGGUCUUAUUUCCUUUGAGCAUAUGCACUUUCUUUAGUCUCCAUGAGGAUUUGGACUAAGACUAAAUCUCAAGGUUUCUUUUCAGAAUGCUGGAAUGUAUGCUGAAUUGUUUUUUUUUUUUCUAGAUCUAUCACUCCAGGCUACAUGUGAAUCUCACCAUUAAAUUAUUUGACAAGCUUUUGAAAAUGAAUGGCUUGUUGUAACACUAUGGUACUGGAAUUCCAUUUUAUACAAAUGUACUGUAUGCGCACAUUUCUUGUCAUUGCUUUGGUAAUUUUAUGCUGUAUAAAACCUAAUUGGCCCUCAUUAGGCAAAAUGGAACUGGAAGCCCUAGGUAUGUUGAUGUCCAUGUCACUGAUGAAAUUUCUCUGGCCAGGCCUUUGCAGAAGGGAUUCCAUGUUGCUUACAAUUUAGUGGACAUUAAUUAGGCCAUCUAGCUAGUUAUACUUUGGUAUCUGCUCAUCCCAAAGCCUUAACACAUCACUUCAACAAUAAUAAUAUGCUGGUUAGUGUUUAUUUUGUUGCAUUCUUAAACCUUGAACUUCCAUUGUUUUUCUAGGGGUUAUGUUUGAUCCUUUUCUUUAAAUGAUCAUGACGUGCCUUGGUGCUGCCGCUAUACUUCUUGGUGUGUUCAAUCAAACACAAUCGUUAAUCUAAUACCAAAUCAGAUUAUUGCGGGGCAUGGUACAAGUACAUUAACCUCUAUCUGAAAGUCAAUGUUGCCUCGUAGUGACAUUUCAGAUACACAACGGUCUUACCUUAGUUAGCCUAGUUUGUUGAAGCAUUAUUGAACCUGUGUCAUUUAGGCUAGUUCACACAGGGUUUGAUUGGAAAUGCAUAUCUGUCAACAUUCCUAAUUUUAGUUACCUUUUUCCUUACUUUAGUUAUUUAUGCUUCCAUCUCCCUUUGUUAAAUGUUUAAAAUGUGUCUAAAGGAGGAAACCAUUAUUUAUGAAAGCAACGAUGGAUAGAGAACCAGCUAUUUAUUCCAUGUUUGAGGCAAUAAUGUGGAUUUGGUCAUGCUAACAAUGGAUAGGGAGAGACCUGAUGUUCACUGUUUUCUUUCUUCUAUGUUUUUAUUAUCUACCCACUUGACUGUGCAGAGCACAACCUUUUUCUAUUUAUGCAAAAUAAUGUAAGUGCACAAACCAUGUCAAAUAUUUUAUGCAAGAGUAAUGACUAAGUUCAAAUCGAUACACUUUAAGAAAGAUCUUCCAAUAUAAUUAACAUUUAGGCAUUAUGAAUGUGGUUGUGUUUCAAAAUGAACCUUGUCCUUGUUAGAUUGAAUGCCUUUUUAUUAAGCAGUAGGCUUUGACUAGCCUUACAACUUGUGUAAAUCUCUACGUCUCUGAAUGUAAUCUACUCAAUGUAUCUUCGGCAACUAUGCCUUUGUGAAAUGUCAGCAAUAAGAAACUAUAUAAAUCAUAAACAUUUCUGAUUGUGCCUUCAAGGACUUUACUCAUAAGACAUUGUGAUUACUGUAAAUCUUUUUUCCUUAAGAUGGUUGCACCUUUUUAUGUUUACUGGUGUGGAAUUCAGUGUAUGUGAACACAAUAGUUGAUAUUUUCAAUUGAAAUAAAGUACAGUAAAUCAUGAAA